UUGAACGGCCAAUGGCGAGCGUACCACGAGGAACGCCAGGGCUACGUGGAGCGUCUGUUGUCCACCAUCCACUCCCUCCAGCAACGUCACGAGCCAUCGUCCUCUCCACCAGGAGGUGGUCAAAAGACACAAUCUGUAGAAAUGGAAGAUGAGUGCACUCACCCUGACUGCAAGCAGUUCGCCGCCAGGAUGCUGGACAUGAUUAACCAUAAAGCUGAUCCAUCAGCAGAAGGUCAGGAAGACAAGGAGAGCCAGCGGCUCAAAGAAAGCCUCCAGCGAGCCCGAGCAGAAUACCAGGAGCAUGUGGCGCUGCUACAGAUGCAGGUGCGGGCGCACAGAGACGACUGGGAAGCAGAGAGAGCAGAGAAAAGAAUGGAGAGAAAGUCCAGAGACGAGGCGGAGGAGAAAGUCAACCUCCUGAUGCAGGAAGUCCAGCACCUGCAACAGAAAUUGAAGGUUCAAGAAAGCAAGCUGCUGCUGUGCAGUCGCUGUGGUGGAGCCAGGGACUCAUCAGCCUUCUUGCCCCCAGCCGCGACCUCCGAUACUCUGAACCAAGCGCCGGUCAUUGGCCAACUCGAAUAUCAUCGUCAGGGUACAUACAACGGUCACGAUCGCGCAAUCCCUACGCACAACCACGGAAAGUAUUGUGUGAGAGACGCCAGUCCAGCGUCCAAACAAUCAUCGCGUGAUGAAAGUAGCGGUGUUUAUCAUCAAGGGAUGGUGCAACAGCCUGCUGCUAAAUCAUCAAAUGAAUCUGGGGGAUCUGGAAGAGAGAGUCUUGGGCAACCUCAUUCUGAGAACGUGAUUAGUAAUGCUGAAAAUGCUAAAAAAUAUCAGUCGAAAAUAGAAGACCGUUUACCCAAGGUUGCGAAUUCUUCUGUGGCCAAGUCAAGUGAAUGUGAUGCAAGGACACGAAAUGAUCACAACUUGUCGUAUACGAACGGCACUUCCCAGGUUCCCUUGAAGGGUUGGAUUCCAGUGUCUCUAAUGCACCACAUAGCUUUUGGUGAAGUUGAUGAUCAGAAAACUGCCAUGUACAAAAAAUCCCCACAAAUGCAUCUCGUAAAUGAGUCUGAAUCUCCUAUUGCCAAGAAUUUUCCACCCCCCACGCGGUCUAGAGAAUCAAGUUUGGCAUCCUGCUCGUCCCCUGAAAACGAACUUGACCGAAGUCGGUGCUCUCAUAAUAGGAAUCCAGGCUUCCAUAAUCACGGCUACAAUUUCACCGGAGCUCGACCGAAGACGAAUACCGGUCAGCCAAAAGCAGCUUACGAUGAUGAACGACGCAGAAAUGCAAAGCACCGAGCCAGAAACAUCCUUGCGCACGCUUUACCAAUAAGCCCAGUGUCCAGUGGGCCAAAUACUCCAUCCUCAUCCGUUCCUCGGCCAUACGUGCCGCCUGUUCUUGCCGAAAAGUCUCAUCCACCGGAGAAAAAUGAAUUUAAUUCGAUAUUGAUGCAAGAGGGAGAUUUCCAGAAAACACAAAAAGCCCAGGGAACUGCUGUGCACAGCAACUGUGGACAUAAUUAUAAAUCUUCCAAUACUUCGAGUCACAAUAGUAACUCUCCUCGACCAGGGACUAAUUUUCAGCCAUGUAUCAUUCAAAUCAAGGAGAUCUCAAACAGUAAAGGCUCAAACUCCGACGUCCAUACUUCUUCUAUAAUGAAACCAGACGAACCGAAGAUGAGCGCUUCAAAUAAGCUUCCGAAAGGAGUCUCAACGAACAGCUCAAAAACGGUGAGCGACAGUGCCAAUAGCCAAAAAACUCCUAUGUCGUCAGACUACAAACCAACUAUCGGUAACUCCUCUCAGGCACAUCAAGGAAAGUGCACGCAAAAGAAUUAUAAUAAUUUACCAAAUCCCGCGCAAACAUCCACAUCGACUGAAACGUCUAGGUCAUCUUCUCCAGGUAUGUCAUUAACAACAUUUGCUCUGACAUCUGAAGGCCGAGGUGUGCCCGGUGCCAUUUGUUUUUCGCUGCAUCCAGACAUGACACCCUCUAUGAAGGCUGAAAUAUCGUCACCGAAAUCCCCUAAGAAAGAAACAACGAUAUCUGAAGUUCAUAUCCAGCCAGUGAGUCCGAGGCCAAAUAGAAGUCCGAUCGAAAUAUCUACGAAAGAACACUGGUGGUCGGUCACGGAAGAACAUUUUACAUAUCCAGAAGAACUGAAUUGCGGGACUCUUGCAAAUGGGACUCUGGUCAAUUCUGCGUACGUCACGCUCCAGGACAACGGCAGGAAAGAUCAUUUUGCUGAGCAGCGCACUGCUCGAGUCGUGUCGAGCCUCGAGUUGCCGCAUCAAAGAAAAACUUCCUCUGAGGAAUUAGCUCGAAUAAACGAAAAUAAAAACUGCAAUAACGGCAGCAUGACAAAUAUGGCUACGCUUUCAUUCACGCCUGCUGUCAAUAGCCCGACGCCUUCGCCAAACUUCUCAUCCGUUGAAAGUUCUAAGGCCAACUCCCCUCCAAUGUUAGCUGAUUCUCACCUAAGAAGUAUGGCUUCAAAGAACAUUGCUUCAGCAAUUAUAAGUUACGAAAUCGCUGCCAAAGGCGAUAGGAUUGUAUAUUCGGAUCGGUUAAAGCCUACAGAUGUGGUCGUCACAAACCCAAAUUUUGAAAGACUUUCAAAGAAAAUUUCUAGUCCUGUUCUUGCAGAAAAAGUGCCUCAACGUUCACCCUCUGCUAAAAAUAGAUUAGUGAAGUAUGAGGAUAAGAAUCAAACAAAGGCAUCUGAUAGAAAUCAAUCAAACGAUAUUCAAUCAUCAUCAAUGCCAGUUAUCAGACAAGGUAAAGGUGGUUCGUACAACUAUCCUGAUGGAAUAAUAACUUAUUCCUGCAAAGAAAUUAUCUGUCCGUCCUGUCAGAUGAUUUUUACAAAAGAUCAGCACAUAAUGUUCCUAGAUCAUUUUGAGGAAUGUACAGGUCCCGAGUUUGUAGAUAUGUAAACUCUCGUGAUGAAAGAUUUCAAAUAAGUU
This is a messenger RNA of Hyalella azteca, 2970 nucleotides long. RefSeq lists its product as uncharacterized. NCBI's taxonomy places the organism in Eukaryota, Metazoa, Arthropoda, Malacostraca, Amphipoda, Hyalellidae. The record is from RefSeq and is a predicted model, not a curated record. The transcript has 8 exons. The annotation marks the transcript as partial.